AUGAAAAAGAGUUUCGAAGAGCUCCCUGCUGGGAACAAUCGUGGGACACGACCCUUCAUCCUGAGGCGGGGGAAGAACGUGAUGAAGAAUCUCUUCAAGGAAGAGUCUCUGAGGACUGAGGUGCAGAGCGGGAUCGAGAAACUGAAGGAGAACCUGCAAGGUGAGAAUCAAACGAAAAUGCAGGUGUCGUUUCUGCAACCUUUGGCAAGCAAAGUUCGGCAAGAGAUCCUCAGUCUCAUCCCUGGGGAAACAGAUUGGCCGUUCUGGAACGAAAAGAUGUUGUCGGAGGAGAAUGGCCUGGACGCGUCCCAAUGUGAGGAUGCCCGGGUGUUCAUGGGCUCCUGUUUCGUAGCAGGGCAGAAGCUGGGCCACAUACACCGAGGCGUGGAACUGGGAUGUGUUAGUUCGAUGAGGGUCCAGGUCGAAGGCGUCCGUCUCCUCAUCGUGGCAAGGAUUACAGAGGUCGUUGAUGCGCUGCAAGCCGAAGUGGCUGACGGGACAUCGGUCACCAUCAGUGAUAUGGUGGACUGGUUGUUACGCUUGGACGAAUGCCCGCCUGCAACAAAGAUGCCUUCCCUAGUGGCCGGCGUCGUGAGGGUGGGCGACAUUAUCUAUCUCCCCGCGGGGUACAUAUUGGUCGACAAAGCCUGCGUCGAAGACAAUGUGUGUUUGAAACUAUUCUGUGUUAGAGUACUGCUAGUAUGUUGUUUUGAAUUCUGGUUGAUUUGGUUAGUUUGA
Messenger RNA from Symbiodinium necroappetens, 738 nucleotides. The record is from the annotation of a GenBank genome assembly. Lineage: Eukaryota; Dinophyceae; Suessiales; Symbiodiniaceae.